Messenger RNA from Anopheles aquasalis, 1991 nucleotides. RefSeq names its product ATP-dependent RNA helicase abstrakt (gene abs). Gene Ontology annotation, molecular function: ATP binding; nucleic acid binding; RNA helicase activity. The record is from RefSeq and is a predicted model, not a curated record. NCBI's taxonomy places the organism in Eukaryota, Metazoa, Arthropoda, Insecta, Diptera, Culicidae. Gene Ontology annotation, biological process: mRNA splicing, via spliceosome.
CAAAAUUCUCGGAAUUCUGCGAUCUGUGUUGCUUUAGCAAGCGAAAAUAAUACGAUAAAAGAAAGUUUAUUUAGUAGGUUACCGUAUGAAAUGGCCGAACCCCCGAAAAGGAAACGGAGAGACUCCGAUACCAGUGGCAAUGAAGAUGAACAAGACAAAUUCGUUCCAUACGUUCCCGUGAAGGAAAGGAGAAAACAACAGUUGUUGAAACUUGGCCGCAUAGUUCAACUAACCGCGGAAGCAUCGAAUGUCCCGAAAUCUUCCAGCGAAAACGAGCAUGAUGAGGAGGAGACGGAAGAAUCCUGGGGCCGCAAAUAUAACAUCAGCUUGCUGGACCAGCAUACUGAGUUGAAGAAAAUUGCGGAGGCCAAAAAGAUCAGUGCCGUAGAGAAACAACUUAAAGAAGAAGAAAAAAUUCUGGAAAGCGUUGCCGAAAAGAAAGCGCUCAUGGGUGUCGCUGAGCUGGCCAAAGGUAUCCAGUAUGAAGAUCCUAUUAAAACGAGCUGGACACCACCACGAUACAUUUUAUCAAAAUCUAAAUCGCGUCACGAAAAAAUACGCGAAAAUCUUCGAAUCCUCACAGACGGAGAGGAUGUACCACCUCCGCUCUGCUCCUUCCGAGAAAUGAAGCUACCGAAGGCAAUACUUGCGGCGAUGGCGAAGCGCAAUAUUAAGAAACCAUCUCCGAUCCAAGUUCAAGGUAUACCUGCAGUGUUGGCCGGACGUGAUCUGAUAGGCAUAGCUUUCACAGGGUCGGGCAAAACGCUGGUUUUCGUGCUGCCCAUUAUUAUGUUCAGUCUGGAACAAGAGCUCAGGCUACCAUUUGCAUCCCGCGAAGGGCCGUACGGACUAAUAAUUUGCCCAUCUAGAGAGUUGGCCAAACAAACUCAUGACAUUCUACAAUAUUACUGCAGGCAUUUACAGGAAGCUGGUAUGCCCGAACUACGGAUAGUGUUGUCUAUAGGAGGCGUACCGGUCAAUGAUGCUCUUGCUAUCAUCCAACAAGGAGUCCACAUUAUGGUGGCUACACCGGGAAGAUUGAUGGAUAUGUUGGAUAAGAAAUUAGUCAACCUAGAUGUGUGUCGCUAUCUGUGUAUGGACGAGGCCGAUCGAAUGAUAGAUAUGGGGUUUGAGGAAGAUGUACGCACAAUAUUCUCCUACUUUAAAGGGCAACGUCAAACAUUGCUAUUUUCGGCUACAAUGCCGAAAAAAAUUCAAAACUUUGCCAAAUCUGCCCUCGUAAAACCGGUAACGAUCAACGUAGGACGCGCUGGUGCUGCUUCAAUGAACGUCACGCAAGACGUAGAAUAUGUGAAGCAGGAGGCAAAGGUUGUGUACCUAUUGGAAUGCUUACAGAAAACUCCCCCACCGGUGCUUAUUUUCGCUGAAAAAAAGCAAGAUGUUGAUGCCAUUCACGAGUACUUACUUCUGAAAGGCGUUGAAGCUGUCGCGAUACACGGUGGAAAAGAUCAAGACGAACGAUAUCGCUCCGUGGAAGGAUUCCGAAACCAACAAAAAGACGUUUUAGUAGCCACCGACGUUGCUUCCAAAGGUCUAGAUUUUCCGGAUGUUCAGCAUGUUAUUAACUAUGACAUGCCAGAUGAUAUCGAAAAUUACGUGCAUCGAAUUGGUCGAACGGGACGUUCUGGAUCCAAGGGGUUAGCUACGACGUUCAUCAACAAAGCAACCGAGCAGUACGUUCUGCUUGAUCUGAAGCACUUGCUGAUAGAGGCCAAACAAAAGGUUCCGCCAUUUUUGGGAGAGCUUUGUUCGGAAACUGAAAAAUAUGCUGACUUGGGAGAUGGUUGCAGUUACUGUGGUGGUCUUGGUCACCGCAUCACCGAGUGUCCCAAGCUGGAGGCUAUACAAAGCAAACAGGCUUCGAAUAUUGGACGCCGAGACUAUCUGUCCAAUACGGCUGCCGAUUACUAACAUGUCACUAUGUUGGAUAGACAAGGGUUUGAAAUAUAUUUAGUAUCGCAUUGUACAAA